Molecule: messenger RNA, 636 nt
Organism: Solanum tuberosum (potato)
Lineage: Eukaryota; Viridiplantae; Streptophyta; Magnoliopsida; Solanales; Solanaceae
Product: F-box protein At3g07870-like
Exons: 2
Coding region: 1-636 (211 amino acids)
Source: RefSeq, a predicted model, not a curated record
AUGCCUAAACAGGAGAAAAAAAUGUGUGGUGCUUAUGCAUUCUGCUUUAGUGAAGCCUCUGGACAGUAUAAAGUAUUGAGAUUAGGAUAUGGUAAGUUUGACGGACGUCUAAAAGCAACAGAAUUGGAGGUUUACACUCUUGGAGUUGAUGAAAAAUGGAACUAUGUGGGCGAGGUUCCAAAACCUCUAUGGAGAUCAUUUAGUAAUGCUAACGUCAAUGGUUUUGUUCAUUGGAUGAAUUCGGAAAAAAAUGACAGCAUUUACUCGUUCAACAGUUUGACAGAAGAGGUGAAGUCCCUUAACAAUAGUGAGUAUAUUGAUAUAUGGGGAAUGAAAGAGUAUGGAAUAGCUGAAUCUUGGACUAAAACUCGCAUUUUGAAGGAUACUAUUCAACCAAAUAUUCGUAGUGAUAGAUUUAUACCAAUCUCAACUUGGAAAGAUGGAGAAAUAUUGAUGCAACAGGAUCGUGGCAUGCAAGUAGUUUCUUACAACCCUAAAGAAAAGAAGUUUACGAAGGUUAAAGUGUACUUUGGAUAUGCAGCGACAAGGUACAUCCCAAGUUUUUACUCAGUCAAGACUGUCAUUGGGGAAAGUUCUCAAGUCUCAUACACUCAUCCGAAGAUUGCUAAGGUUUAG